Molecule: messenger RNA, 906 nt
Organism: Aspergillus melleus
Lineage: Eukaryota; Fungi; Ascomycota; Eurotiomycetes; Eurotiales; Aspergillaceae
Exons: 2
Coding region: 1-906 (301 amino acids)
Cellular component (GO): cytoplasm
Source: RefSeq, a predicted model, not a curated record
AUGGCCAUCGAAUCGUUAAUGGAGCGUCGCGGCCAAUUCGACUACAUCCUACUUGAGACGACCGGCCUCGCAGACCCGGGCAACAUCGCGCCAGUGUUCUGGGUCGACGAUAACCUCGGCAGCUCGAUCUACCUCGACGGCAUCGUGACUCUCGUCGACGCUAAGAACAUUCUUAGACUAUUAGAUGAGCCGGCACCGGAAGAGAAGGUGUCGAGUCACGAAGACGGACAGCUUCAGAAGACACCACAGCCUGAUGGGGAGCAUGACCACGAGCACAACGGUCCCGUUCUAUCGAUGGCUCAUAUGCAGAUCUCGCAUGCCGAUGUCAUUAUCCUGAACAAGGCGGACCUAGUCACGCAGGAGGAGCUGGAUGCCGUGCGGGAGAGGAUCCUGGGCAUCAACGCCGUCGCGAAGAUCCAUGUGACAGAUCAUAGCAAGACGCCGCAGAUCGAGGGUGUUGUACUAGAUCUGCAUGCGUAUGAUCAUCUGGCUAGUAUAGAUUUCGGGGAGAAGGGACAUAGUCAUAUCGACCCGGCAAUCUCAACAAUUGCAAUCACCACACCUCCCAUUUCCCCCUCUCAAGUCCCCAAAGUCGACGCCUGGCUGCAAUCCAUCCUCUGGGACUCCACCCUCCCCUCGUCCUCAUUAACCUUUCAACCCCACCCCACAGAUUUUGACAUCCACCGUCUAAAAGGCAUCCUCGUUCUCAACGACGGAACACAUAAGAUCAUCCAAGCCGUGCGCGCGAUCUUUGAGAUCCAGGAUGCCGGUCUAAUUUCGGCCUCGGGCGACGGCGAGGCCGAGAAUAAGAAAACGCAGUGUAAGAUCGUGCUGAUUGGACUGAGACUUGGUAAGGAUGCACAAGCGUGGCAGCGGAGUUUCGAGGAGUUUUUGACGAGGGAUUAA